This is a messenger RNA of Paramecium primaurelia, 1881 nucleotides long. The record is from the annotation of a GenBank genome assembly. NCBI's taxonomy places the organism in Eukaryota, Ciliophora, Oligohymenophorea, Peniculida, Parameciidae.
AUGCAUAAUUAAAAUAUACCAUCUGCAUUGACACGAUAAUAUAAUAUAUAUUUGAUUCUUAGAGAAUUAAUUCUAGAUGCCUUAGAUUAUAAUUACAUUAAAUCCAUUAAUAUUGUUCAAGAUUAAAUUAUUAUACAUAAUCUACCAUCUUAAGCUUACAAAAUAUAACCUACAUCUAAUGAAUCAGAUUUCACUGAAUAAAGUUCAGAAAAUAAAAUUAAAAAAAUAGAAAAGAAAGUCAAAGCAUAAGCCAAAAAACAAGAGAGAUCAAAAAAAUUAGAACAUUUAUAAUUUAUUACAACUGAAUAAUUAAAAGAUUAUAAUGUUUAAAUGAUACCCCAUAAUUAAGGAUAUUAAGCUUAAAGAGCUAUAAAGGAUCAUUUAAAAGAGACAACUAAUGUUAAUUUGUAAGCAGGAUCAAAGAUGGGAAAAGGUGGUAUAGAUAAAUUGUAAAAAGGAGAGUAUUUUUUAAAAUAGAAAGGCAAAUCAUAAGAAUAUCAUAUUUGUUGGCUUGAAUAAAGAGGAUUUCAUUUGGUUUGGUAUCAUAUGAAAACUGAUAAAGUGGCAAGAGGAAUAGGAUAAUUGGAUGAUGCAUUAAUUAAAGAUGAAGGAUCUAUUUAUAUUGUUAAAUUGUUAGAUAGAACUUUAACAAUAAAAUUAGAAAAACCAUAUGUUGGAUAAAUUUGGAGAAGAUCCAUAUCCAAUUAAAUAGCAUACAAAGCAUAUUUAAAUAAUCUAUGGAUGAUUUGUAGAUUAUUUGAUAAAUCACCUUCUAUUAGUAUGGUAGAUUAUUUUUUCAAUGAAAAUCUUACAACUUUCAAUAUCUCUAAUAAUGCAUUAUAAAUAGAAGGUAUAUAGAAUGCAUUACCCUUGUGUUACAUAACAAAAUAUACUUAGAUUAUAUUUGAUAGUUUAAUGAAUCAUAAGAUUUAUUAAUUGAUUUUAUCUAAUAGUCAAUUAGGUCCAAUUGCUACAAUUUAAUUGUUAUAAUAUUUUAAGAAGAAUAAGAAUAGAUUGAAAUUAAUUGAUUUAAGUAAUUGUUAAUUGACAACAUUGGUUAUAAAGGAAUUUGGAAGUUUUUUAAUGAAUUAAAAUUCUUUUGCUUUAAAUCAUAUAUAUUUGAAUGAUAAUUAAGGGAUUGGAAAUGAAGGUAUUGAUAUCAUAGCUAAUUGCAUUUAAUAAAGAUAUUUAUAAUUUUGGGAUAAUAGUACAAAUAAUUUAGAGAGUAUUAGUCCAGGUUAUAGAAGACAUUAAAUAUCAAAGAAGGCAGAUUCAAUGGAAUUAGAAUUAUUGACUUUAAUGAACUUUAAAAAUAUUGGGGCAACUAAUUUCAAUGAUUUAUUUAAUGCAAUUGAUGUGAUGUUUGGUAAGGCAUUAGAGAUUCCAUCAUUGGAGAAUGAAUUAUUUUUCAAUAAAUAAAAAACAUUAUCUAAAAUAAUAAAGAAAUUAAAGAAUAAAACAGGAUAAUAUAAUAGAUAUAAUUUAUAAUUAUUGAAAGAUUUUUAUGAAAAUUCAAUGGAUCCAAUAAUAGAAAUAAUAAAGAUACAAUUAGAUAUAUCUGAUAAUUAAAUAUAGAAUAUAGAAUAAUUGGGGGAAUUAAUAAUAAAACAUGAUUGUUUUAGGAGUAUUCAUUUAAGUCAUCUUGAAUUAGAUGAAUUAUUAUAAUUUACAGCUUGUUUAAAGAAUUCUAUAUCUUUAGAAUUAUUGGAUGUAAAUUGUAAUAAGAUAAAUGACAUAUAAGUGAUAUUAUAAAGUUUGGAUAAGAAUACUAGUAUUAAGACUUUGAUUAUUUCAUAACAAUUUAUAGAUUUGUAGAGUAGAUUUGAAAAUGUGGAAAUGAAUAAUUAAGAGUUUUUUAUAGCUGAUGUAUAAUUGUUAUGA